Messenger RNA from Euleptes europaea (tarantolino), 1754 nucleotides. It is a transcript of the gene CSRNP2, whose product is annotated as cysteine and serine rich nuclear protein 2. The record is from RefSeq and is a predicted model, not a curated record. Gene Ontology annotation, molecular function: DNA-binding transcription factor activity, RNA polymerase II-specific; sequence-specific DNA binding. The transcript is spliced from 5 exons. Gene Ontology annotation, biological process: regulation of transcription by RNA polymerase II. The coding region runs from base 159 to 1754 and encodes 531 amino acids. Lineage: Eukaryota; Metazoa; Chordata; Lepidosauria; Squamata; Sphaerodactylidae. Gene Ontology annotation, cellular component: nucleus.
UGGCCACUUUCCAACCACAUUGCUCAUGAGUUGACAUAAGGACUUCUGACUGUGACUCAGGUACCUGGUAAAUCCCAUCAAUAGGCCUGAGGCUGAAGAUUUUCCGUUGACACUAGUCCCCUUUCUGCUCUUUGGCUCUCCAUGCGAGCCAGAGACCAAUGGAUGCCAUCACCAGCGCCAGCCUCAAGAGGAAGUUUGAUGAUGUGGACGUGGGCUCACCCAUCUCCAACUCCGACGAUGAAAUCUCCAACAGCGACAGUGCGGACAGCUGCGACAGCGUCAAUCCUCCCAGCUCUACGGGCUUCAUACCAACCUCCAUCUUGAAAAGGCAGAAGCAGCUGCGCAGGAAGAACGUGCGCUUUGGCCAGGUGACUGUGUACUAUUUUGCAAGGCGCCAGGGAUUUACCAGCGUGCCCAGCCAAGGGGGCAGCUCCCUGGGCAUGGCCCAGCGCCACACCUCCAUCCGCAGGUACACCCUCGGUGAGUUUGCCCAGGAACAGGAAGUGAAUCAUCGGGAGAUCCUCCGAGAGCACCUGAAGGAGGAGAAGCUCCAUGCCAAGAAAAUGAAGCUGACGAAGAACGGCACAGUGGAGUCGGAGGAGGCAGACGGCCUGACCCUCGAAGACGUCUCCGACGAUGACAUCGAUGUGGAGAACAUGGAGGUGGACGACUACUUCUUCCUGCAGCCGCUGCCCACCAAGCGGCGGCGGGCCCUGCUCCGGGCCUCGGGCGUCCAUCGCAUCGACGCCGAGGAAAAGCAGGAGCUCCGGGCCAUCCGCCUCUCGCGGGAGGAGUGUGGUUGCGACUGCCGCCUGUACUGUGACCCUGAGGCCUGCGCCUGCAGCCAGGCUGGAAUUAAAUGCCAGGUGGACCGAAUGUCCUUCCCGUGCGGCUGUUCCCGUGAUGGCUGCGGGAACAUGGUGGGGCGAAUUGAAUUCAACCCCAUCCGGGUGCGGACUCACUACCUUCACACCAUUAUGAAACUGGAGCUGGAGAACAAGCGGCAGGUGAGCCGGGCCCAGACUUUGGAGGAAGAGCCCCCUCACAGCUCCAGCAACGACUGGCUGGCAGGCGCCCAGCCCUCGGAGACGCAGGACUUCCAGGAGUUCAUGGCGGAGAAUGAAACGGCGGUCAUGCACCUGCAGACGGCCGAGGAGCUGGAGCGGCUGAAGGCGGAGGAGGACUCCAGCAGUGGCUCCAGCAUGGAGAGCCUUGGCGUGUGCAUCCUGGAGGAGCCCCUCGCGGUGCCGGAGGGGAUGUGCCCCAGCCUGGCUGCGCCCAUCCUCAUCCAGGCCCAGCUGCCUCCGGGGUCCUCGGUUCUGUGCUUUGCGGACAGCUCCGAGCAGGCGAGCUCAGCCGAGGGUGACCAGCCCUACUUGAACAAUGGGCCUGUCGUCUAUUACCAGGUCGACCAAAGGUCGGUGCUGGGGGUGAAGGGAGAGAGCAAUGCUGAGGAGCCCGAGAUCCCGUCUCGUUACACGGAUGAGAAGGAGAUGAGUGUCUACUCUGUCCCCGUUAGCUCGCUGAUGCCGUGUGGCAGAGCGGCUGUGUCUGGAAGGGCGGAAGCAGGGAAGGCUAUUUUGUCCCCAGAUCCCCUCCCUUCCGAAAGCGGUCAGCCCAACGGUCCCCUGCCAUUCCCUCCAAAUGUGCCACAGGACAGCUUGUGCCCCCAAGGAGUGGGGCAGUCCCCAGAGAGAGCCUGUGAGCUGCCUUCCUCAGAGGAACACUCUCUGGGGCCCGCUCUGGCUGUGUGA